AUGUCUCGCCACCGCAACGUACGCAACCGCGCGUACUCGUACGAGGACGAAGAUUAUGACGAAUAUUACGACGACUACGAACCCACUUCACCCAACUCGAACGAGUUCAUGUAUCGUCGGGACUCGCCGAGUCGCCAGCGAUCCGUCUUCUCCUUCGUACAGCAAGAAGACACCGAGAAAGAGACCCAGGAGCCCACCAAUGACCCGGGAGAUGUCGAGAUCCUGGAAGCCAUGAUACCCCAAGUCCAACAGGCCGUGGGUAGCAGAUUUUCGGCCCAUCAGAUCACACAGGAGCUCCGUAGCGCCAACUACGACCUGGACAAGACCGUAGUGGCUCUGCUAGAGAGAGGUAAAGCUCCAGCCGCAGCUGGUGGCGUGUUACCAUUGCAGAUCCAGAUCCCCAGACUGGACGCUGUGGCUCUCGCCAUUGGCAACGAGGAGAAACAAGAGCUUAAACCUAAGAAGGAGAUCGUCAUGCCUGCUCCUGCUAGGGGCAAAGCUUUGGCUAUUGGAGCCCUGCCGUCGACGCCCAAAGAAGAGAAGAAGCCUCGUAUAUCUGCAGCCGAUGCAGCCAGUGCCGCCCCAACAAUUUCUCGUGCACAGACGCAGUUCACCCCAGCGGAGAAGAAGGCGCUCGAACGCGCCGAGUUGAAGACACAGGAGCAGGCUGUCAAGCUGGAGGAAGAGGCGCGAACUGGAGGCAAGACGAAGAUCAGUAUGGUCGUGAUUGGACAUGUAGACGCGGGCAAGAGCACGAUUACUGGUCAUUUACUGUACAGACUUGGCUAUGUGAGCAAGAGAUUGAUGCACAAGUACGAAAAGGAGUCGCGGGAGGCCGGCAAGUCUUCCUUUGCCUACGCUUGGGUCAUGGAUGCAGAUGAGGAGGAACGAUCGCGUGGUGUUACGAUGGAUGUUGGUACGAGCCAUUUUGAGACGGAGACGAAGCAUGUGACGCUACUGGAUGCACCAGGCCACCGAGAUUUCAUUCCCAAGAUGAUUGCAGGAGCAGCCCAGGCAGAUGUCGCUGUGUUGGUGGUGCCAGCGGUGACUGGCGAGUUCGAGGCAGCAUUCGAGAACUCUGGACAGACCAAGGAGCAUACGUUACUGGUGCGAAGUCUCGGUGUCGCGCAGAUGGUCGUGGCAGUCAACAAGAUGGAUAUGGUCAACUGGGACAAGGAGCGCUUCGACAGCAUCGUGACGUCGCUGUCCAUGUUCCUCCAAGGCGCAGGAUUCCGUCCGAAGAACUUGCGCUUCGUUCCCCUCAGUGGUAUAACCGGUGCGAAUCUGGAGAAGACUGGCGGAGUAGACGAGUGCUCGUGGUACUCUGGGCCUUCACUCGUAGAGGCGAUCGACACCUUCGCUCCUCCUCAGCGCCAGAUCUCCAAGCCCUUCCGGAUGACCGUCUCAGACGUUUCCAAGUCCAUGAGUUUGGGUCAGACGAUCUCAGGUCGCGUCUACGCUGGUGCGGCUGCGGUGGGCGACUCGUUCCUCUUGAUGCCCAUUGGACUCACUUUGACUGUAAAAGGAAUGGAACAAGAUGGCAAGGCGUGCUCACUUGCACGUGCCGGAGACACCAUCGAGAUGGGAGUCACUGGCAUUGAUCCGUCGGCACUGACCACUGGUAGCAUUUUGUGCUCGAUUGCGUCGCCUGUGCAACUCGCUAAGAAGUUUGAGGCCAAGAUCAUGACUAUGCCGGCUGUGGAGGUGCCUCUAGUAAAGGGAACGUACAUGACGAUCCACAUGCACAACGUCGACGAGCCUGUGAACAUCACGCGGUUGGUGAGCAUGUUAAGCAAGACGGGCGAGGUGGAGAAGAAGAAACCGCGCUGUAUCACUCGCGAGCGCUCGGCUGUGGUGCAAAUCACGUGCCACCGCAAGAUCUGCCUCGAGGAGUUCGCAAACUACCGUCAGCUCGGACGCUUCACACUGCGCGAUCGCGGCAAGACGCUGGCUGCCGGCAUUAUCACGCAGAUCAUCGCUUAA
Phytophthora infestans T30-4 is the source of this 1983-nucleotide messenger RNA. RefSeq names its product translation elongation factor 1-alpha, putative. Gene Ontology annotation, molecular function: GTPase activity; GTP binding. The record is from RefSeq and is a predicted model, not a curated record. Gene Ontology annotation, biological process: translation. The coding region runs from base 1 to 1983 and encodes 660 amino acids. The transcript is spliced from 7 exons. Lineage: Eukaryota; Oomycota; Peronosporomycetes; Peronosporales; Peronosporaceae.